UGGGAAGGCGGAGGGCCUCCCUGCCUAAAAUGGCGGACGGCGGAACCCGCGGCGGCAGCGGCCAAAGGACCCGGAAGCAGCGAGGGCGCCUAGGUAAUAAGCGAUCCAGUGUUUUGAAAAAUGAAGACGCUGCACAAAGGAAAGCAGCACUUGAAACAGCUAUUAGAAAGAAGAUUGAAUAUGAACGAAAAGCCUUGAAGAUUGUUGAACGCCUCUUAGAAGAUGACGUUACUGAAGAAUUCCUUGUGAAUGGUGGGAAGUUCAUUACACCGUCUCACUAUAAAGAUGUUGUGGAGGAACGAUUCAUCAUCAAACUGUGUGGCUACCCCCUAUGUCGAAAUAGGCUACAGAAUGUGCUGAAGCAAAAGUACAAAAUUUCAACAAAAACAAACAAAGUUUAUGAUAUUACUGAAAGAAAGUGUUUUUGCAGCAACUUCUGUUACAGAGCAUCAAAAUACUUUGAAGGUCAAAUUUCCCAAAGUCCAGUGUGGCUGCGAGAUGAAGAAAGGCCACCAGACAUUCACUUGCUACAAGAAGGGACAAGGGGCCACUCUGGGAAGGAAGUAAAACUAGUUAGUGAAGGAAUUUCAGCUUUAGACAUUGAGAGCCCUGUUCCAGAGACAACUCAGGGCAACUCUAGCACAGAAAGUGAGAGCAGCAGUGAUGCUGAACAAGAAUUUGUUUCCUCCAUUUUGCAAGAACAUCUGACAGGUGCAGAGAAGGUUAUUCAGCCAGUGCCCAGAAAGAGCAGACUCAAAAAGAAGCCAGCUGAGAGAGUUCAACCUAAGCCUAUCUCAACAGAAAAUCCAGUUAACAAGGCAGCAGAGCAGCUAAGCAGAUGCACUUUGGAUGGCCCAGAAGAGAAACACCUUCUUCCCAAUAAACCACAGACUGAAAAAACUGAUACUUCUGUGCACAACCUAAUCCCUGAAACUGUACCCCCAUCUGAUGACUCCAGAGGCAACUCUGGGGGCUCACAACUGGUUUUCCUGGGUAUGAGUCAAAAGGGGGCUGAACAAUUUAAAAGGUUGCUCGCUAACUCAAAACAGCCUGGCAAGCAUGACCUAAAAGGCCCAGUGGACUCUCUUGCUACCAAACAGGGCUUGCUAGAAAGCCUCAGGCAAACAUUUACUGAAUGGAAGACUGACGAAACACUGAAACUUCUCUGUGGCUCCAGCUUUGUAGGUGCCUGCAGGACACAGGAGCAGGCCUCACUAGCCGAUUGUGAAAAGGAAGACCUUGACGAGGAUGAUUUGGAUAGCUCUGAUGACGUUGAUACUUCUGCCCCCAUGAAAGAUGAUUUGAACUGUUUGGACAAGGCUUUGCCUUUCAGAGACCCCACUAUAGUAGCCAAACCUCUGCCUAGCUAUGAAAAGUUGAAAGAAGAGACAUCACAGCUGGAACUAAAGGUGAAGGAGUUCUACCAAGGCAAAUUCACUGUAGCUGAAGAAGAUCUGAAGACAGACUCAGGAGGGGAACAACACUAUAGCAAUUCUCAAAAUGACCAGCAGUGGACUCCUGUUUUUCCACUUGUGGAUUCUAAAGCUCAGCAACAGAUUCGGACACGAAUUGUGCUUGAAAAGCUGCAGAAGGUUUUGCCUGCUGUCUUGGGUCCUCUUCAGAUUCCUCUUGGAGAUGUUUAUAAUGAGCUUAGGAGUCUUGUUAAAACGUUCAGGUUAACAAAUACAAAUAUUAUCCACAAAACGCCAGUAUGGACUCUGAUUGCCAUUGUGUUGCUAUCUGUGUUGUCAGAAAAUAUUCCUGUAUUUGCAAAUUGCCAACAGAGCCGAGGAUAUACACAGUUUCUGACGACUUUGCUUGAAGAAUUGCAUUUCAAACAUGAAGACUUAGAAAGUUUAACAAGAACAUUUAGAAUUGGUUAUCUUAAUGAGUAAGAUUAUCAUCUUGCGCUUCCGUUCCUAGGCCAGACAUCUAAACAGGACUGAACUGACAUUGUUGGUGGCUUGAGAAUUCAAUUUCAAAAUAUGAUAUUAAGGAGAAAAAUAAAAACUCAUUGGACUAUUAUCAACUGGUUUCUGUGAAUAAAUAAAUCCUGUAAAUGUUCUUUGAGAAUGUGGACUAAUAAUCCACCAUUGAAUUUAUCAAGCCAAACUGAAUGAUUUUUUUAAAAAAUCAUGAUUUAACAAAAAACACCUUUAAAAUACUUUAUGAAUAUUAAAUAUUUUUCUCUCUUUCAUAUAAAUGACUCAUAUAAGUUUUUAAAAUAUAAAUACUGGACAUCUUUCCAGCAGGUCUCACCAGUGGAAUUCCAGAGGGAGUAUGUGCAUCUAUAUGUGUACCUUUUGUUUUUCAUAAGAAAAUUGUAUCAUUCAACAUUUGUUGAAAAAAAUAAAGCAAAUUAUAAUGUUGA
This is a messenger RNA of Sceloporus undulatus (fence lizard), 2371 nucleotides long. RefSeq names its product RNA polymerase II associated protein 2 (gene RPAP2). The transcript is spliced from 13 exons. NCBI's taxonomy places the organism in Eukaryota, Metazoa, Chordata, Lepidosauria, Squamata, Phrynosomatidae. Gene Ontology annotation, cellular component: nucleus; cytoplasm. The record is from RefSeq and is a predicted model, not a curated record. Bases 30 to 1895 code for a protein of 621 amino acids. Gene Ontology annotation, molecular function: RNA polymerase core enzyme binding; RNA polymerase II CTD heptapeptide repeat phosphatase activity.